Molecule: messenger RNA, 2079 nt
Organism: Priapulus caudatus
Lineage: Eukaryota; Metazoa; Priapulida; Priapulimorpha; Priapulimorphida; Priapulidae
Product: DNA excision repair protein ERCC-6-like
Exons: 14
Coding region: 304-2079 (591 amino acids)
Molecular function (GO): ATP binding; DNA translocase activity; ATP-dependent chromatin remodeler activity
Source: RefSeq, a predicted model, not a curated record
UUAUGGUGAUUAUGAUGAUGAAGAUGAAGAAGAGGAUGAUGAUGAUGACAUGAUAGAAGUCAGCAAAGGUUUCAAACUCUAUAAACAGCUGUAUGACAAACUUUACCCUUACCAACGGGAAGGAGUGAGUUGGUUUUGAAGCUGUUCGUGUCUAAAAAAGGGUGGCAUCAUGGGAGAUGACAUGGGCUUAGGUAAAACGAUCCAGGUGAUUGCCUUUCUUAGCGGCAUGUUUGAUGCUGAACUCAUUCGGUCUGUGCUGAUCACCAUGCCAGUCUCUCUUCGAUACCAAACUGGGAGAGGGAAAUGGAAAAAUGGGCACCUGGGAUGAGAGUGCUAGCAUACCAUGGCACAAGCAAGCGGGAGCGGGAGCGAGUCCUGGACAAGGUGCAGCGAAGUGGAGGAGUGAUCCUUACCACAUAUGGCAUGCUGAUCUCCAGCUGGGAGGAGCUUGGCAAGCACCGUCACCGGCCAUUCACCUGGGACAUGGUGAUUUUGGAUGAGGGGCACAAGAUUAAGAAUUCAACAAAGUCAUCCAAAGCAGCACAUGCCAUUCCUGCUAAGCUGCGAUAUGUGCUGAGUGGCACACCUCUUCAAAAUGAUCUGAAGGAGUUGUGGGCCCUGUUCGACUUCGUUCACAAAGGAACACUGCUAGGAACAUGUAGAACGUUCAACAUGGAAUAUGGCAAUCCCAUCAAAAGAUCAAGGGAAAAGGACGCUACGAUGGGAGAGAAGCGUCUUGGAGCAGAGAUGGCUGAGAGUUUACGACACCUCAUUAAACCCUACUUCCUACGACGCACUAAAGCAAUGGUGCUAGAAGAGAAAUCAGAUAAAGAGAACCACCCAGCCAAUGAUCAGAAGCCUGCCACCAAACACAAGAUAGUGCCAUUCAAGUUGACACAGAAGAAUGAAUUCAUCGUUUGGUUGUUCCUGUCAGACUCACAAAAGCAAAUUUACAGUGAUUUUAUCUCCCUUGAUAGAGUGAAUAAGAUCCUUAUGACCAGCCGGUCUCCUCUAGUGGAGCUCACCGUCUUAAAGAAGCUGUGUGAUCAUCCGCGCUUGAUGUCCAAUGCGGCAUGCAGCCAACUUGGUCUCGAUGGACAGGAUGGAUUGGACCUGGACGACGACGCCCUGGCGAAGCCCGCUAACAGUGUGAUGCGCAUCGACCAUGUUGAAGAUGCGGUGCUCAUCGCCGAGUCGGGAAAGAUGGCCGUUCUUGUCAAACUCCUUGACAACCUGAAGCAGCAGAACCAUCGGUGCCUCGUGUUCUCACAGAGCAGAAAAGUGUUGGACAUCAUCGAACGGGUUCUGAAAAACAAGGGGUUCAAAGUGAUGAGGAUGGAUGGAACCAUCACCAAGACGCAGGAGCGAGAGAGGAGAGUGAAUAAGUUCCAGCGAGAUCCGUCCUACUCUGUAUUUCUGUUAACCACUCAGGUGGGAGGGGUUGGCCUUACUCUGACCGGUGCUGAUAGGGUCGUCAUAUACGAUCCGAGCUGGAAUCCGGCGACGGAUGCGCAGGCCGUCGACCGCGUGUACAGGAUUGGUCAGGACAAGCCUGUCGUCGUCUACCGCCUCAUCACGUGCGGCACCGUCGAGGAGAAGAUCUACAGGAGACAGAUCUUCAAGGACUCGAUCACGCGGCAGACGACGGGAGGCGUACAGAACCCCUUCAGGUACUUUUCCAAGCAGGAUCUGUAUGAACUGUUUUCCCUCGAUGAUCCUUACACAUCCACCACACAGAUUCAGCUAGAGCAAAUGCACUCGAAUCAGCGCAAGACAUACACAGAACUGGACGAGCAUGUGGCAUUUUUAUACUCGCUAGACAUAUUUGGGCUGAGCGAUCACGACCUGAUGUUUAGCCAAGAAGACGCAUCUCACUCAGAUGUUGAGGAUGAAAAGGAGAUAGAUUACAUCAAGGCCAGAGUGCAGAAGGCUCAGCAGACCGUACAAAUGGAGGCUAACAUGAACGUAGACCUCUACGAUGGGGCUGCGGCUCAGGGCCCUGUAACUGGAGCAGACCAACCUCUUCUCGACCUGAACCAGGGUCAGGAAGAUAUAAACCCUACGCAAUGGAAGUUCUGA